UCUGAGACCAAGCCGGCUUGCUGUAGCGCAAGUUAUAAUCCUCUCAUGGGAACCGGUAGCGGGUCCUUGUCUUAAACUUAUGCCGAAACACCCUUUCAGAAGUUUUCCCACGCCAUGGAUUCGGAUGCUGUCGUUCCAAUGUUGAGGUACCUGUCGCAGCAGCCCUUGUAUCUACUCAUUAUCCUCGCCUUUGGCUCCUACCUCGUCGCAAACAGGCUUCGCCAGUACUGGCGCCUGAGGCAGUUCAAAGGACCCUUCAGCACCGGCGUCUCCUGGGUGUGGCAUUCACGUGCUGUCAUCAGCGGCAGUGCGCACAAGUGGUACGGAGAUGUCACUGAGAAAUAUGGUUCUAUCGCUCGGGUAGCGCCAAACCACCUCAUCACGUCGUCGCCAGAGCUAUGGGCGCAUAUUAAUGCUGUGAGGUCGCCAUACAAGCGAGCCGAAUGGUACUAUCACUGCGCACGCUUUGAGCCCGGAAAAGACAAUGUCUUCACUGAGUGCGACAACGAGAAGCACGAAGCUCGCAGGAAAAAGAUGGUCGCUGGAGUAAGUCCUAAUUGCCCCAACCUAUAUUUAUACGUAACCCAACACCAACAGUAUUCCGGCAAAGAAAAUCCAUCCCUGGAGUCGUCCAUUGAUACCCAUGUUGAGGAGUUGGUGCACCUUAUUCGAUCUAAGUAUGCCGCUCCGACUGCCUCAACUAGCGCAACCACACCAAUGGACUUGGCCACGAAGAUGCAGUACUUCACUCUCGACGUGAUUAGUCAUGUUGGGCUGGGAAACGCUUUUGGUGACCUUAAAGCGGAUGAAGACAUCAACGGCUACAUUGCCUCGUCCGAAGAAGGACUUAUGAUCGGAAACACGUCAUGGGGCCUAGGCAUUUCUUGGAUUCGGGAUGUCCCAAUUCUCGGCAAGGCCAUCAGCCCCUCUGAAAAGGAUGCUAAGGGUUUUGGGAAGAUGAUGUCAACAGCUCGCAAGUGCAUAUCAGAGCGAAUGAUGAAGUCAACUUCCGAACGCUCUGACAUGUUGUCAUCUUUUAUCCGCCAUGGCUUGACAGGUGAUGACUUGUUCCAGGAAACCUUUGAACAAAUCCUUGCUGGAUCAGAUACCACUGCCGCAUCUCUCCGGAUUAUCAUGCUCUACAUCAUGAGCCAUCCGCGUGUCUACGCAAAGUUGCAGGCGGAGGUUGACGGAGCAGUCAAAGCCGGCAUCGCACCAGCCACACCCAAGAUCAUCUCGGAUGCGGAGGCUCAGCGUCUGCCUUAUCUAGGUGCGGUUGUGCGCGAAGCCUUGCGCGUGCACCCACCUGUAGUCAAUUUGUUUUCUCGCGUCGUUCCCAAGGGGGGAGAUACAGUGACGGUGGAUGGUGAAGAAGUCUUCCUACCUGGCGGCACUAUGAUUGGCUAUUCUGCCUGGAGCAUGCACCGAAACAACAAAGGCCUAUAUGGGGAAGAUGCUCAAAUCUUCCGUCCUGAAAGAUGGUUGGUAGACCAGAACAUCCCCUCCGAGAGAGAUCGCCUAGCCCACAUGUGUAAGACAAACGAUAUGAUCUUUGGAUACGGGAGGUGGGUCUGCUUGGGCAAGGUGGUCGCUAUGAUCGAGAUCCACAAAGCUAUCUUCGAGCUUUUCAGGAACUUCGAUUUCGCCCUUGCGAAUCCUCAUGAGCCGUGGACUAUUUUCAAUACUCUGGGUCUAUAUGCUAUUGGGAAUAUGUGGGUCGAGGUCACAGAACGAGCUUAGAUAUUGAACGGCAACGGCCAUCCUCUUCACAGC
Messenger RNA from Lindgomyces ingoldianus, 1773 nucleotides. RefSeq names its product pisatin demethylase. The coding region runs from base 115 to 1740 and encodes 541 amino acids. NCBI's taxonomy places the organism in Eukaryota, Fungi, Ascomycota, Dothideomycetes, Pleosporales, Lindgomycetaceae. The record is from RefSeq and is a predicted model, not a curated record. The transcript is spliced from 3 exons. Gene Ontology annotation, molecular function: monooxygenase activity; iron ion binding; heme binding.